GCGGGCCACUCACUGUAACACACCGUCUGGCACCGACUGCUCUCUCCUGUCAUUCGUCUGCCCGGUACCGUCUUGGCCGCGUCGUGCGAUCAACUCUCUCCGUCCGUGUGCCGUGCGCGCGUGUCCGUAAUAAUAAUAAUAAAAAACAGUGUGUGCAUGUGUGCGUCCGCGACCCGCGCGCGUUAUAUCAUUUCCCGCCAGUGAUUUUAUUUUAUUAUUAAUCAUCUUUUUAUUUGUAUUUUUCCGUACCGUUUUUAUAUUAUCAGGUAGGUACGUAAACCUAUUUUGUACUGUGAUACUUCGCGUUUUUGACUUUUAACGACAAUAGUUUAUAGCACUCGAGUCGUAGCGUACUUCUCAACACAUGGUUAUGAUAUUAAGCAAUAAUAAUUAUUAUAAUAUCAGUUAUUGUUUCUUUCCAAACAAACCAAUCGAUCUCUGUCAGGCAUUUAUUUUUUCGACUUUUUUUUCUCAACUGUGUGUUUUUUUUCUUAAAUGCCCGCGGAACGCCGCAUACGACCGCGUCGAAAGUGCGUACCUACCGCAGCGGAAUCAGUGAAUUAAUACUGUGCGACGACGACUACUUUAGUGCGAUCGCGAAGACGACGCCGUGACAUGUGCAUAGUCAUGACCACGUGUUUAUUAAUCGGAUUCAAUGUGUUGGUCGCUGAUACUGUAUCGCUGACCGCACAAAGUAUAUUGGACGUUGUUGUGGGUAACAGUUUCACCGCAUCCCUGAUGGACAAGCACAAUAAUAACUUCUAUUCCAUGCAGAAAUUUGCUUCUUUGCUUGCUGGAAUAUUGUUUGUAUUUGCGUUGUUUUUCUGUGCUAAGGCCCUAUAUAACGUCUACGGUUCAACCACGAUACCCCAGAAACAUCAACAGCAACAACAGCAGCAGCAGCAGCAGCAGCAGCAGCAGCAGCAGCAACAUCAUCAGUCUACACCCCCCGCAACUAAACGAAUGAAAACCAAACAGCAGAACACUAGCGCCAAUAAAGACGACAGCCCGGACACGGAUGACUCGGUGAACUCAAGUCCGCCGGCGAGUAAAAUUUCCAAAAAAUCGAAACCGUCCUCGGCACCACCAUCUCCCGUUAAGAAUCGCAAACCUCCCGCGGCAGCAGCGGCUCCGGUCCCCGCUCCUGUGGAGCCAUCACCAACCUACGACAACUUUGCGAGUGACGAUCUCCACCAAAACCGCAAGGACGACGACGAGGACUGUAGCAACAAUGACGACGACGACCAUAGUUAUCAAUACCAGUAUCAUCACCGGAACAAGAGGAGUCGCCGUCCGUCCACUUCCUCCUCGUCAUCGUCUACAUCGUCGACGUCGUUCACUAAAACCGACGUCAAGCUGGAACGCCAGUUGAACGGCAGCGGUAGAAAGUUGUCGCCGUUGGUGGCGUCCAAAGUUGGCGUGGUGAUGACCGGUAAAAAAAAGCAGCAGCCGUCUCAAGAACAGGUGGUGACACAAAACGGAGGAUCACAACUGGCGACGGCGGCGCGGACUACGGCGGACGACACGGUUGUCGCAAAAGAGAAGGUUGUCCAGAAAUCGACUGCUGAACUGAACCGGAAGAAGGAACAAUCGAAACAACGAAACAAGGAAAAUGUUAAAUGUAUGGACUACAACGAGCUGAAUAACAACUGUAACAUCGCAGACAACAAUAACAAAACCAAUAAUGUCAAUCUUGAAACAACGUGCAAGAAAAUGGGGAAAAGGUUGAGGAAAAAAUUCAAUAAGAAUAAAGCAGAAGGGUUAGGCGAGACGAAGACGCCAACGGAGACCACGGUGACCACGACGAACGAAACAGGAUCGAUAACCGUAGAAAAGGGGAUCCGGACGAAAACGACAAAUACUUCGAGAGUGCCACCACCGUCUUCAGCGCUGCAGCUAUCGUCCUUUAUCUCUGAGACAGGGGAAGCGUUUGGGGAUAGCAUGCGGGGGUUCUUGGAGUUGAGUGACGAAGCCAUCUAUACUCAUCUGAAAUCAUUUUACGUGCUGUGUGAGACAGAUCUGUACGAUUGCGGAUUUCCGACACAGUCCUUAAAGCCUGGGUAUGCGGAUUGCUUCAGGCAGAACAUGCGGCACAAGAUGCUGAACCCUGUGGCCAAAGAGUUCUGUUUGGAAAUGCCGGAGACGCCGUCGACGUCCUCUUCGCCAGCUCCACGGCAGCUCGCGCUUCCCAAAGAUACCGGUGAUGGACAGCAGAAACAAAAGCAGCAGCAACCGUCAUCGCAUAAUCACGUUCCGUGCGUUCGGUGCACGUCGUUCUUCAAUGUGAGGGACGAGGCAAGGGCUGCGAUGCCCGGCCGAUGCGUGUACCACUACGGCAAGUACAAGUUCAAUACGAGAGCGUACGAUUGCUGCAAUGAUGACUGCCAGACGUCGCAAGGUUGCACCAAAGCCGACCGGCACGUUUGGAAUGGAUUCGUGGAUGGACAAAACGAGAUCGGCAAUUUCGUUGAUACGAUGGACGAGAACAGCCCGUACACGUCGGGUCCAGGAAAAGAGUCUCAGGACAAUCGCAGCGUGUACGCCUUAGAUUGUGAAAUGUGUUACACCGAGUGUGGCCUGGAGUUGACCAAAGUGACUUUGGUGGACAUCGCCGGUGUAGUCGUCUACGACACUCUGGUCAAACCCAGCCGUCCGAUUGUCGAUUACAACACGCGGUUCAGUGGUAUCACCGCGGAACACUUCGCACGCUAUUCGGCCAAGACGCUGAACCAGGUCCGGCGUGACUUGUUGCAAUUCAUCAAGAAAGACACGAUACUAGUCGGCCAUGGACUGGGCACCGACCUGCUGAUGCUUCGCAUAAUCCACCGAGUGGUGGUGGACACGUCUUUGCUGGUCCCUCCCGUGCCGAGCGCCUCGUCAAAUCCCACAUUCAAGUUUCCACUGAAAGUGCUAGCCUCUCGACUACUAAACCGCGAAAUCCAACUCGAACACGGCCACGACAGCAAAGAGGAUGCCCGGGCCGCCAUGGACGUGGUUCUGUUCUAUAUGUACAAAAGUAUGACCACCCGUCCUUCUUCAUCUUAGCAGCUGGUCGCUCUGCGCCCGACUGAGCGCAGCCCCCAACACCAUCCAGUCUCACUGCUGCACCCUGCACCUCACUUUGUCGUUCCUAUUUAUGUUCAUGCAUAUUAUUAUUGUUAUUAUCAUAAUCGCGCAUGCGCGCAUACAUAAUAUCAACUGUACAUUAUUAUAUCGUCGAGUAUUACGUUUAUUGUGUUUAAUAUGUCUAUAAUAGAUAUGGGUACGCGUAUGUGCCGUGCGCGUGUAUAAUAAUAUCAUCAAAAUAAUGUGAUGUAAAAAUUUUUUUCCUAUUUUAAAAAAAAAAAUAUUUUAUACGACUAUUUUUCACUUGACAUUGUGAUAAACCGAUCGACGGAUGAUCCGGCAUGUAAAACGGUCAUCCCGCUCCGAUCUAAA
Messenger RNA from Myzus persicae (green peach aphid), 3438 nucleotides. RefSeq names its product heat shock protein DDB_G0288861-like. The record is from RefSeq and is a predicted model, not a curated record. Gene Ontology annotation, cellular component: nucleus. The coding region runs from base 616 to 3045 and encodes 809 amino acids. Gene Ontology annotation, molecular function: nucleic acid binding; exonuclease activity. The transcript is spliced from 3 exons. Lineage: Eukaryota; Metazoa; Arthropoda; Insecta; Hemiptera; Aphididae.